This is a messenger RNA of Lingula anatina, 1794 nucleotides long. Its product is annotated as arylsulfatase B-like. Gene Ontology annotation, molecular function: sulfuric ester hydrolase activity. The record is from RefSeq and is a predicted model, not a curated record. NCBI's taxonomy places the organism in Eukaryota, Metazoa, Brachiopoda, Lingulata, Lingulida, Lingulidae.
CACAAUGCACCAACAGAAGACAAUGUCUUAGUCACAAAUCAUGGCUCCAGACAGAUGUUUGACUGUGCUCGUGCUUGUUGCGGGUCUUUGCUCGAGUUUUACGUAUGCCAAGCUUCCAAACAUUGUGUUUAUAGUUGCAGAUGAUUUAGGUUUCAACGACGUGGGUUUUAACAACCCCGAUAUUUUGUCUCCCAACAUCGAUAAACUAGCCAGCGAGGGAGUGAUUCUCAAUCAGAGUUACGUCCACCCCUUAUGUACACCAUCUAGAAGUGCCUUUUUAACAGGUCUGUAUCCAUGGAAGACAGGCUUACAACACGGGGCUUUAUUGCCGCUGCAGCCGGUGUGUGCCCCAUAUAAUGUCACCCUCCUGCCACAGGUACUCAAAGAACAAGGCUAUGCAACACACAUUAUUGGAAAAUGGCACCUCGGCUUCUGCAACUGGAACUGCACACCAACGUACCGCGGUUUUGACAGUUUCUUCGGCUUUUACAACGGACAGGAAGAUUACUAUGCUCAUACGCUAGGCGUUAACGCGUUGGACUUGCGUGACGACGAAAAGCCUGACCGGUUAGAGGGAGGAAUCUACUCAGCGGAGCUGUUCGCCAAGAGAGCCAAGCGAAUUAUCACCAACCACGACAAGAGCAGACCUCUCUUUAUGUACUUGCCUUUUCAGAAUGUGCACGCUCCAGUACAGGUCCCACACCGCUAUUCAAACAUGUAUGCUCAUAUUCAAGAUGAAACCAGAAGAAAUUUUUCUGGUAUGGUAAGUGCUAUGGAUGAAGCAAUUGGAAACAUCACAACUGCACUCAAAGAAGCUGGACUCUAUGACAACACUCUGAUAGCUUUUACGUCUGAUAAUGGAGGUAACCCUAACCAGGGAGGGAACAACUUCCCCCUUCGAGGUUCCAAGAUGACUAUUUGGGAAGGUGGCACCAGGGCAGUCGCAUUCGUCCACGGCCCUAUGCUACAGAAAACGGGGUACAGGCACAACGGAAAAUUCCACGCUGUCGAUUGGUUCCAAACUUUUCUGGCGGUUGCUGGUGGCUCUCCAGCCGAAAACAUUAACAUGGACAGUAUGAACCUGUGGCCUAUGCUGAAGUUUGGAAUAGAUUCCGCUAGAACAGAGUUCGUCUAUCACUUAGACAAUAAAUUCCCUCCACUCCAAGGGCAUGCCGCUAUCAGAGUCGGCGAUUACAAGUACAUCAAAGGAUUCCCUGGGCCGUUCAGUGGCUGGGCCGUACCACCAAAGGUGCAACAAUCCCAAAAGUAUUUGAACUUGGAUGAUCACAGAGACAGCCUCGAUGCCCUCCACAAAUACAUGCAGAAUUCAAAAACUUUACCAGGAUAUUUGGGGCAUGGACUGUAUAAUAUAAGGGAUGAUCCUACGGAGCACAAAAAUUUGGUCCUUACCAUGCCCAAAGUUGUGCGAGAGUUGAGGAUGAAGUUAAAAUUGGCACAACAAGAGAUGGUACCCGCGAAUGCCCCACCGGGGGAUAACAAAGGAAACCCGAACAAUUUUGGGGGAGUUUGGACACCGGGAUGGUGCUGAUAAUGUUGAUAUUACAUGUACAUUUACUAUGGAAUAGUGUCGGUUUAAAAUGAAUUGACUUGAUGAAAAGUACUAACGAAGUUUUUUUUUAAACUUUUUUGUCAUUUGAUUUUUUUGUUUGUUUUUAUGUUGGCUAUUCUUUCUUCGGACUGAGGAAGGAGCUAUAGUGCUUAAAAUUUCUUUUAGCCAUUUGUUUCAUGCUAUUUCAUUUCAAUAUGAUUUACGAUUAAACUGAUUUCUAUGAA